Molecule: messenger RNA, 1224 nt
Organism: Purpureocillium takamizusanense
Lineage: Eukaryota; Fungi; Ascomycota; Sordariomycetes; Hypocreales; Ophiocordycipitaceae
Exons: 2
Coding region: 1-1224 (407 amino acids)
Cellular component (GO): cytoplasm
Molecular function (GO): hydrolase activity, acting on ester bonds
Source: RefSeq, a predicted model, not a curated record
AUGAAGUCGCUCGCUGUACUUGCGGUGUACUUGAUCGGGUCGUCUCGGCAGGCAGCUGUGAGCAGCCGGCAAGCCAACAAUGCGAAUCUCCCUCCUCUCAAGUUCAACGCGGACGGGAAGUUUCAAAUCACAAUCUUCUCUGACAUGCAUUUCGGCAUGUAUUCUUGGCUUCCGCGUGGCCAAAAGGAAGACAAAAAGACCACCAAGGUCAUGAACGACAUCCUCGACUAUGAGCGCCCUGAUCUUGUCGUGAUGAACGGCGACCUCAUCAACGGCGACGGCACCUUUGCUCACAACAGUACCCAUUAUAUCGACCAGAUUGUCAAGCCCAUGGUAGAUCGCAAACUCACAUGGGCUUCCACCUACGGCAAUCACGACCACCAGCUCAACCUCCCAGCAAAAGGUGUUUUCGAGCGUGAGCAUCUAUGGCCAGGCUCUCGUACGCGCAGAAUGGUCCCUGGUCUGGCCGCUGGCGUGUCAAACUACUACCUCCCAGUGUACCCAGCAACUUGCGACCCCGAGAAGGACGGAGACAAGUGCGCCCCGGAACUCCUCCUGUGGUUCUUCGACAGCCGCGGUGGGUACUACCACAGCAGUGUGGAAAAGACCCGCACUCCUCAGCCCAACUGGGUCGACGCAUCCGUAGUGGAGUGGUUCAGGAAGACAAACGCCGAGUUGAAGUGCCGGUACCGCAAGAUCAUUCCCUCACUUGCCUUUUCCCACAUCCCCAUCAACGCCACAGACGCCGUUCAGAAGCACUGGGAUCCGCGACGCCAUCCAGGUAUCAACGACGAAGUCGGUGUCGCCAUGCAGGGCCAGGGAUGGUGCCCUGAAGGAAAGCAUGACUGGCCGCGCUGCAAGUAUGGCGGUCAGGAUGUUCCCUUUAUGCAGGCUCUUUCAAAGACGAAGGGUAUGAUGGGAUUGUUCUAUGGCCACGACCACGGAAACACCUGGUGCUACAAAUGGAACGGUGAUAUUGCAGGCAUGCCGGUGCCAGGCAACGGCAUGAACCUCUGCUUUGGCCAGCACACAGGCUACGGGGGCUACGGCGACUGGAUCCGCGGCGCCCGCGAGCUCGUCAUAUCCCAGGACAAGCUCAAGGAUCGUGUGUUUGAGUCCCACAUGAGGCUAGAGUCGGGCGAAGUGGUGGGCUCAAUCACGCUCAACGCCACCUACAAUCACGACAUUUACCCCGCCACUCCCAAUCAGAAGACUUACUUGUGA